This is a messenger RNA of Colletotrichum paranaense, 2088 nucleotides long. RefSeq lists its product as uncharacterized. The coding region runs from base 1 to 2088 and encodes 695 amino acids. The transcript is spliced from 8 exons. The record is from RefSeq and is a predicted model, not a curated record. Gene Ontology annotation, biological process: regulation of transcription by RNA polymerase II. Lineage: Eukaryota; Fungi; Ascomycota; Sordariomycetes; Glomerellales; Glomerellaceae. Gene Ontology annotation, cellular component: chromatin. Gene Ontology annotation, molecular function: RNA polymerase II cis-regulatory region sequence-specific DNA binding; DNA-binding transcription factor activity, RNA polymerase II-specific.
AUGACGGCGGAGCAUCUCAUACGACACGUUGCGUCACAUGAGAACCGAAAGCCUUUCAAAUGUCUGCCCUGCGGCGCUAGUUUUGGCAGGACAGAUGUUCUACGUCGACAUCAAAAGAAGUGCCCAGGGAAGCCUGCUCAAAGUUUACCGACAUCACAACAUGAAGAGGGCUACACUCAGGCCUGUGCAGAACAUGAUCCUCGAAAGUCACUAGACAAUAUUUUGAUGUUAGAAGGGCGUUGCCAGCCAGUUGAUCAGACUGAACCACAAAGAGAUCUCAAUGAUGUGGAGAAUUCGGGUGUGACCACUAGUCCCAUUGACAGCCGAACAGACGAGAUCAGUACUGCGAACCUGGCUGUUCCUCAGGGCGGUGAAUCCAGUGAUGAUUCUAUCGUUGUUCGCCAAUCAGGAGAUGAAGAUACAGCCGAGUCUGAGUUGAGCUCGCCUCAAUCGAAUGUAGAUCAGAGUGCUACAAUAAGCAAGGCCGAUCUUGCUCUGGAUACCACUAUCGCCGCUCAGCAAGUUGACGAAACAGGUCGACUCAGCCAAGAAGCCUCUCUAGAGAACACUGAAUCCACCACAUCUGAGAACAAUCCUGGCUCGGGGGAACAGCAUGUCAAUCUCUCCGACUUUCUGAUGCUCGGAGACUCAUUCAUAUCUGAGAUCCACCCAGACGAUUUCGAUUUGAGGGGCGUCACAGACUUGAUGUUUGACUUCAAUACCAACGCCAUCAUCUCACCCCCUUCUGCAGAGACAUGCAUCCUCUUAGAUCCAAGGCGACGUGUAAGACCAGCCUCGCUAUCCUUCGACGCUCCCGAAAGCCUACCUCAGUACCAAUCUUCCUAUGACACACCUCAUCUGUUCAGUUGCUCGGAUGACGAUGCCAUUGCAGUCAACAACGCUUUCGCCAAGGCAAAGGGCACUACAAUUAGCACUUCAGACUCAAUCUGUCUCAGUCGCAAUCAGAUUUCACGUUGGAUCAACGCGUACUUCGAACACUUUGACAUACAUACGCCCAUAGUGCAUCGGCCGACUUUCAUCCUUUCAACUACUCCAGCAUCUUUGCUUUUGGGCAUGCUGGCCAUCGGUGGCUGCAUUGUAUCAGAGCAUGGUCCUGCUUCUAAGGCCUAUGAAGCUUCCUGCCAUCUCCUAGCUCAGUUUGGGGCCUUUUCAGCCAACCCCCGGUAUGCGCGACAAGCGCAACGACAGUUCUCGCUUGUAACAGAUUCACCUUGUUCUGAUGUUUUCAAGUUACUGCGCGCAGUAGAAGUUCAAGUUCGCGGAGUCCAGUCAGCUCAGGACCCUGAUUGGAAGGACUGGGUCUUCAUAGAGACGUUAAGCAGACUUGCAAGCUGGACUUGCAUUCUGAACGCUGCCAUAUCGCUCCUCGACCCUGAAUCAACAUGUGUCGCCGCACCUCAAGUAACAGCGGAAAUGAUCGUCCCCUCAAACGACAGCCUCUGGCGAGCACCGUCAGCCGAAGAAUGGGCCCACAACAAGGAAUGGCAGGCGUACAAACCAGUCAAUCUCGUCGAAACUUCGAGACGAGUUUUCACUGGCGAGUAUCCCGCGGUAGCCAUGAGCUCAUUUGGACUUCUCACGUUGAUUGGGGCUCUCGUGGCGAACAUUUGUGCUAGAGAACGGUACUCUCCUGAAAUGGCCCCCAUCCUUGAUCGUGAGUAUUGUGCAAAGAUAGAGAGGAGCCUUCAAGCCUGGGAAACUCUAUGGCACAGUCACCCUCACGCUGGAGGCUCGCAGAGCAUGAAGAGCGAUCCCAAGAUGACGGACUGUCUAUGUCUGCUAAGCUCUGCGUACCAUCAUCUUUACAUGGGCCAGGAGCUCCAGAUCCUGAAGAGAAUCGCGAAAGAACCUCAAUGUCAUCUGGCAGUCCCCAAUUUCCCCACUGAAAGGAAAGUUCUUGUUGUUAUCAAGUACGCUACGACUUCUUGGUUGGCGGAUACCGUGACAGGCAUCGCUCAUAGGCAGCGGAAGGCGGCAUUCGAAUUCGGUGGGCUUGGCCCAAUGGUAGCAUAUGAGACUGGUAAGCAAUCAUGUUCCGGAUCGUCAUUUCAAGAGUUGAAUUGCUGA